AUGGAACACUUGCUUUUUGAGUAUGCAGGGGGAUACGGACUGUUUGAACUCAAGGAAUAUGAAGACAUGUCGAAGUCUACGUACGAAGACUAUACCAAACUAACUCAAGUUCUGAACUUGAGAUCUGGAAUGAGAUUUGCCAGUCUUAACGAGGCGUCAGACCAUCUGAAAUGUCUUUCGCAAGGAGAGAUCCAUGAGGACUUAAAGAAGUUUCUUGAGCUUAACAAUGUUAAGGUCUUGCAUUGCGACAGCACUCUAAGAAAGGGCCUUGAUGUACUUGGAAUCAAACAGAAGGAGAGCGAGAAUAUAAUGAGAGGCGUCCGAAAGGACUAUAGAAAGCUUAUGAGGCUUGAUGAAUAUGAUAGCAAGCAGAUGGUGCUUGGUCUAGCAUAUGAAUAUUCGAGGGAGAAGGUUGAAUAUAACGUAAAGAGAGAAGACUUUAUUGUAAUCCACACAGUGAUGCUAUUAGAACAAGUGGGCAAGGACAUCAAUUCGUAUUCCAUGAGGAUAAGAGAAAUCUAUGGAUGGGUAUUUCCCGAGUUGAGUGUUGCACUGAAGGACAACCAUGAAUACAUUAAGGCUGUAAAGCAUUUUGUAGACGAAGAGACCGAGGGAAACAAAGGAGAAUGGAAAGAUAUAGAAGUGGAUGUUGAAAAGCUUGAGAAGAUCAAGGAACUGAAAAGAAAUUCCAUGGGUAUGAAACUUUCUCCUGUGGACAUGAUUAACUUGAAGAAGUUAAUAGAAAUAGUGAACAAUAAGAUUGAAAUCAGAAAAGGCCUGUCUAAAUAUCUUAAGGACAAAAUGGAAUCUAUUGCGCCUAAUCUUGCAGCCAUACUUGGGGAUGUGCUUGCAGCAAGGCUCAUUUCGCAAGGGGGAGGAUUGUUAAAUCUUGCAAAGGCUCCGGCAUCUACAUUUCAACUUCUUGGAGCGGAGAAGUCUCUGUUCAAGUCUCUGAAGACAAAGACGAAGACACCAAAGUAUGGGCUUAUCUAUACUACCAGUUACUUAUCGAGGGUCCGAGACAAAGACAAAGGAAGGAUCUGUAGGUACAUUGCAACAAAAUGCUCUAUUGCCGCAAAGAUCGAUUAUUUUGGGAAGGAUAGGACUCCGGAUUACGGACUGGAACUCAAAUCACUUAUUGAUAAGAAGAUCCAGUCUCUUCGCACUAAUGAGGAAGUGGAGAGAACAAGCACCGUAAUCCAGAGAGUGUUUGAUAGGAUAAAUGGAAUAUCAAAGGACAAGAAGACAAAGGAUGACUUGCAACCCGAAGAUUCCAAGAAAAACUCAAAACUCAAAAAGCAGAAGAAGAAGUCGGAGAGGCAAGAGCAUAAGGAGGAGGUGUUUCGAUUUGGAGAAAGAAGAAAAGGAGGUGACGAAGGGUCUAAAAGAAAUGAUAAGCGAGUAAGCUUUGACUUAACAAGAAAUGACAUCAAAGAAACGGAGAAGAUGCCAAAGAAGUUUAAAAGAAAAAUAUGA
Molecule: messenger RNA, 1476 nt
Organism: Encephalitozoon intestinalis ATCC 50506
Lineage: Eukaryota; Fungi; Microsporidia; Unikaryonidae
Product: Nop56p-like nucleolar protein
Exons: 1
Coding region: 1-1476 (491 amino acids)
Cellular component (GO): box C/D methylation guide snoRNP complex; small-subunit processome
Molecular function (GO): snoRNA binding
Source: RefSeq, a predicted model, not a curated record